Molecule: messenger RNA, 2163 nt
Organism: Aspergillus terreus NIH2624
Lineage: Eukaryota; Fungi; Ascomycota; Eurotiomycetes; Eurotiales; Aspergillaceae
Exons: 6
Coding region: 1-2163 (720 amino acids)
Biological process (GO): carbohydrate metabolic process
Molecular function (GO): carbohydrate binding; hydrolase activity, hydrolyzing O-glycosyl compounds
Source: RefSeq, a predicted model, not a curated record
AUGAAGUUCACCGAGGGAAUGUGGCUGUUGCGUGAGGGCAUCCAGAUCGACUGGAUGAACCACGUCGAACGAGCCCACAUCACUGAAAACACCGUCGACCUGCUUCUGGCUAAAACACAGCGCCAUCGCGGCGACACCCUAAACUCAGGGACUCUAUCUGCCCAUAUCUCCUCCCCUGGGGAAGGGAUUAUCGGCGUGAAGCUGGUGCACUGGGAUGGUGGAUUGGAGCGCGGACCAGAGUAUGAACUGCACAAGACCUCCGCACCGGUGCAGAUCGAGAACGAAGACAAGAAACAGAUUGUCUACGGCAGCGGUCCUCUAAAGCUGGCCGUGUCCACGUCAGAGAACAACCUGGGCUUCCGCUUCUCCAGCCCCAAAGGCAAUCUCACCGGCCAUUCGUUCCGCUCGCUCGGAUAUGUCCGCGACCAGACCACCUCAAAGUCGCAGUAUGAGGAUGGGAUGUUCAUGGAGCGCCAGGGUUACAUGCUAGCUGGCCUCGAUGUGGGCGUUGGCGAGAAGCUCUACGGCCUGGGUGAGCGGUUCAGCCCCUUCCUCCGGAAUGGACAGUCCGUGGAUAUUUGGAACGAGGACGGAGGCACCUCAUCCAACCUGGCCUACAAGAAUAUUCCUUUCUACGUGAGUUCGGCUGGAUAUGGUGUGUUUAUCAACCACGCCGGACGGCUCACGGGCCAGCCCAGCCUCGUGCCCGCGUGGAGUUACAAUCUCUGGUUGACCACUAGCUUCACCACCAACUAUGAUGAACAGACGGUGACCGGGUUCCUGGAUGGGUUCCGCGACAGGGAUAUUCCGUUAGGAGUGUUCCAUUUCGAUUGUUUCUGGAUGAAAUCAUUCCAAUGGUCUGAUUUUGAGUUUGAUACCGACAUGUUCCCCGACGCGGCUGGAUAUCUGCAGCGAUUAAAGGAACGCGGCCUGAAGAUCUCUGUUUGGAUCAACCCAUACGUUGGUCAGGCGUCUCCUCUGUUCAAAGAAGGGAAGAAGAAUGGGUAUUUCAUCAAGCGUACCGACGGGUCAGUCUGGCAGUGGGACUUGUGGCAAGCUGGAAUGGCAGUCGUUGACUUUACCAACCCUGGAGCGGUCCAGUGGUUCGCAGGCCACUUGGAGCGAUUAAUGGACCUUGGUGUGGAUUCGUUCAAGACCGAUUUCGGCGAGCGAAUUCCCUUCAAGAACAUCUGCUACUAUGAUAACAGCGACCCCGUCCGCAUGCACAACUACUACGCCUUCCUCUAUAACAAAAUCGUGUACGAGGUCAUGACGAACCGGAUGGGCAAGUCCCAGGGCCUGCUGUUCGCGCGCAGUGCAGCCCCAGGCGGGCAGCAAUUCCCAGUCCACUGGGGUGGUGACUGUGAAAGUACCUUUGAGGCAAUGGCCGAGUCUCUUCGUGGAGGCCUUUCGCUGAUGUUGUCGGGAUAUAUCUUCUGGGCGUCGGAUAUCGGCGGGUUUGAGGGGACGCCUGCGCCGGCGUUGUACAAACGCUGGGUCCAGUUUGGCCUGUUGUCGUCACAUUCCCGACUACACGGGUCUUCGUCCUUCCGUGUGCCUUGGAUUUACGGAGAGGAUUGCAGCGAGGUGUUGCGCGACUGCACUAAGCGAAAGAUCAUGCUUACGCCUUACAUGUUGAGUGAAGCCCUGGACGGCCAUCGCAAUGGCACGCCGCUCAUGCGGGCGAUGUUCCUGGAAUUCCCGGAAGAUCUGAAUACCUAUGCCAUCGAUACGCAGUAUAUGUUUGGAAGCAACCUGCUAGUGGCGCCGGUCUUUAGCGAGGAGGGUCAUGUAACCUUCUACGUUCCCUACAGCGCCGACGAUACUCAGAGCAAGUGGAGAUCUUGGUUUGACCAUUCCAAGACGUAUGAGCCGGGCAGAUGGUACACGGAAACUCAUGGGUUUGACACCCUGCCCAUCUUCAUCCGGCCAGGGUCCAUCACGCCGGUCAACCGCAGCCUCAAAGCACCGGAAGACGAUGCCUUGAAUGGGUUGGAACUGUUGGUCAAUGGUAAGAUUGGUGGUCAGCGGGAUAUUGAAAUCGUUGAUCCGGCCAAGACCCAUGAGAUCUUGAAGGUGAUUCAAGUCACGCCUUCGGACUUGGCUGAAAAGGUCGUCGUGAAUGUGGAGGGAAUCAAGAUCACCCAGCUGGAGGGCAACUGA